AUGACGGGUGGGCCUCUGUGGCUGAUUUCCAGAGGAAGCCGAGACUCUGAUUUAUUCUCCGUUAUUCUCCCGUGGCAGGACCACCUACCCCAAAUAGCCGCCCCUGAGGAAUGCACCCCGAAGAACCGCAGCGCCGUGUCCGAGUUCGUCAUCCUGGGCCUUUUGAACCGCCCCGAGAUGCAGCCCCUCCUCUUCACCGUCUUCCUGUGCGUCUACCUGGUGGCCGUGCUGGGAAAUGGUCUCAUCAUGGCCGCGGUCUCCCUCAGCGCGGCCCUGCACACGCCCAUGUACGUCAUGCUGCUGCCUCUGGUCCUGGUGGACGUCGUGUGCACCUCCUCCAUCGUCCCCAAGAUGCUGGAGACCACACUGGGGCCCCGGAAGACCAUCUCCUACAGCGGCUGCAUGGCCCAGCUCCUCUUCUUCACCUGGUCCCUGGGGGCCAAGAUGGUCCUCUUCACCGCCAUGGCCUUCGACGGCAACGUGGCCAUCUGCUUCCUCCUCCACUAUGCCGCCGUCAUGAGCCGGCGGACAUGCUCCGCCCUCCUGGCCGCCGUCCUCCUCGUCGCCGUCACCAACUCCUGGGUGCACACGGUCCUCGUCCUCCGGCUGACCUCCUGCGGGUCGGACGCCGUCGACCACUUCUUCUGCGAGAUCCCCGCCCUGCUGGCCCUCUCCUGCAGCCCCGUCCGGGCCAACGAGGUGAUGGUCUUCGUGGCCGACGUCGCCCUGGCCAUGGGGGACUUCGUGCUGACCUGCCUCUCCUACAGCUUCAUCGUGGCCGCCAUCCUCCGCAUCCGGUCGGCCGAAGGCAAGAGGAAGGCCUUCUCCAUCUGCUCCUCCCACCUCUGCGUGGUCUCCCUCUACUACUCUCCGGUCAUCUACACCUACUUCCGGCCCGCCUCCUCCUACUCGUUCGACAGGGACAAGGUGGUGGCCGCCUUAUACACGCUGGUCACGCCCACCCUAAACCCCAUCGUCUAUAGCCUCCGCAACAGAGAGAUCCAGGCGGGCAUCCGGAAGGUCUUCUCCUCCCUGAAGUGCCGAUAG
Messenger RNA from Tachyglossus aculeatus (Australian echidna), 1047 nucleotides. RefSeq names its product olfactory receptor 13G1-like. Gene Ontology annotation, biological process: G protein-coupled receptor signaling pathway. The transcript has 2 exons. The record is from RefSeq and is a predicted model, not a curated record. Gene Ontology annotation, molecular function: G protein-coupled receptor activity; olfactory receptor activity. Gene Ontology annotation, cellular component: membrane. The coding region runs from base 1 to 1047 and encodes 348 amino acids. Lineage: Eukaryota; Metazoa; Chordata; Mammalia; Monotremata; Tachyglossidae.